ACAGUCCGCCGACGUCCUGCGCGGGAGCGGAAAACGUGCGUCCGACUGUGCGGAAAAGGAGAGCUCGGUAAUACAUCCAGCAUGGCCAGAGACUGGAAACCCGGUGAUCUGAUUUUUGCCAAGAUGAAGGGGUAUCCUCAUUGGCCUGCAAGAAUUGAUGAAGUCCCAGAUGGUGCUGUGAAGCCGUCCAACAUCAAGUUUCCAAUUUUCUUCUUUGGCACCCAUGAAACAGCAUUUCUGGGGCCAAAAGAUAUAUUUCCCUACCUCCCGAACAAAGACAAAUACGCCAAGCCCAACAAGAGGAAAGGCUUCAAUGAAGGAUUGUGGGAGAUUGAGAACAACCCCAAAGUGGAGCUUACGGCCCCCAAGCCGGUUCCUCCUGAGGGCUUCAUUGAAAAGGAUUCAGACAGCAGUCCAGAGGGAGACGAGCAUGCAGACGACAAAGCAAUGAAACCUAAAGUACCGGUUCCAGGAAGUGAGGCUGAGCAUGAGAAUGAUCAGGAGGAGGAGGAGGAGGAGGAGGAACAGGAGCAGGAACAGGAGCAGGGCUCUCUGAUGUCUGAGCAGGGUGCUCAGGACCAGGAUGGCUCUGCUCAGAAGGAAUCAUCUGAUGCAUCUAAACCCAAGAGAGGAAGGAAGAAAAAGGCUGAUACAGACCAGGACAAUGAAAAAGAUGACGCACCAGCGAGUCCUGCCAGUCCGUCAGGUGGAGAAGUGCCGAAACGAAGAGGCAGGAAGCCCAAAAGUGAGAAGCUUCUUUUGCUGCAGCAGCAAGAACAGCAAGGCUCUGGAAGUGAGAUGGAUCCUGGGGAGUCUGAGAAAAAGCGAAAGAGAGCCCCAGACGAUAAGGCCCAAAGUGGAGAGGAGGACAAGCGAAAGAAGGAGGACAGCAAAGGAAAAGACGCAGAGGUGAAAGAACCUGAGAACAAGAAGAAGAAGCAGUCGAAAGAGGACAGCUCCUCUGGCUCGGAGGAUGAAGAGAAAAACAAGGGGAAAAAGAAGCAGCAGAACUCAGAAAUGGACAAAGAUGUCCGACGGCGUAAGGCGGAGGAAGCGAGAGAACCAAAUAAAGAUGAUGGGAAGAAAGCUGAAGAAAAGACGGGAGCCAAGAAGAAAGAGCUGUCCACUGACUUGAAACUCCAGAAGCUACACAGUGAAAUCAAGAUUUCACUGAAAAUUGAAAACCCUGAUGUGAAGAAGUGUUUGGACGCCCUGGACGAGAUCAGCGCCCUUCAAGUCACAACUCAACACCUGCAGAAACACAGUGACCUUAUUGCUACGCUCAAAAAGAUUCGCAGGUUCAAGGCGAGCCAGGAUAUCAUGGACAAGGCCACCAUGUUGUAUAACAAGUUUAAGAGCAUGUUUCUGGUGGGAGAAGGCGACUGUGUGCUGAGCCAGGUGCUCAACAAGUCUUUAGCUGAGCAGCGGCAACACGAGGAGGCGAAGAAAGGAGCGCUGAAGAGGGUCGAGUCAGCGAAAGAAAACAACCCAGACAAGGUGACAAACGGUGAUGCGAGUCCAGACGAGAAGAAGCCGGAGGCGGACAGAGAGAAGCCUGCUGAAGACGCUCCGGCGGGAGAAAGUCAAAGUGCCCCAAAAGCUCCGGAGGAGUCCACCUGAAUGUCCCGUACGCCUGAAGGAAAACAUUUUGCUGCUUUGUUCCGACUGGCCUGAACAGCGAGGACAUCCUGUUCGCUCACAGCUAACAGCCGUCGCUGGUUUGUAGUUAAACGAUUGUUACCCGUCAGCGUUGCUGCUUUUAAACUUCAAUAGAUUAAACCCCACCCUACCCACAUAAUGACUGACUGCAUAUUUUAUUUUUGUACUUAAUACUUACCUUUCACACACACGCCUUGUGCGUCAUUGUUACAGAGACUGAAGUCGGGAGUAAGAGAUUGUGUUAUUGUGAGAGUAGAUUUUCUCGCUAUUUGAAUGUUUCCAAACAUGGUAGGUAGAAACCGAAUGAUUGAAUUCUCAUCAGUGUUUGUUUAGAUGCUCAGAUAUGAUCGAUAGGUCAGGUGGUUUACCAGUAGUUAGCUGCAGUAACUGUCAUGAGCACGUUUCAUACACAUUUCCUUCAGAUGCACAACAUGCGGAGGGUGCCAAAGUGUCUUUUGCCGAGAAGAUUUUAUUUCUAAACCGUGUUCAAUGUUGUAUUGAGUUCUGUUUUUUUUUUUUAACAUAAGAUGUAAAUAAGAGUAUUUUUGUGCCUGUCUGAGCUGUUUCAGUGUCCAGUAAUAAAGUGAUAGCUUUAGCUCA
This is a messenger RNA of Salarias fasciatus (jewelled blenny), 2259 nucleotides long. RefSeq names its product PC4 and SFRS1 interacting protein 1a (gene psip1a). The record is from RefSeq and is a predicted model, not a curated record. The coding region runs from base 82 to 1620 and encodes 512 amino acids. The transcript is spliced from 17 exons. Lineage: Eukaryota; Metazoa; Chordata; Actinopteri; Blenniiformes; Blenniidae.